Molecule: messenger RNA, 2378 nt
Organism: Micropterus dolomieu (smallmouth bass)
Lineage: Eukaryota; Metazoa; Chordata; Actinopteri; Centrarchiformes; Centrarchidae
Product: active breakpoint cluster region-related protein
Biological process (GO): positive regulation of GTPase activity; signal transduction
Cellular component (GO): membrane
Molecular function (GO): GTPase activator activity; guanyl-nucleotide exchange factor activity
Source: RefSeq, a predicted model, not a curated record
AUAAGAGAUCAACCCUAUUUUAUGCUUUUGCCUUAUUUUUAAGUCCUGCAGGCUCUUGCCCUACAGAGUGGAGGAGAGUUCUCACUGGCUUUUACUCGGUUUCGCACAGACAGGAAGCUGUAUUUUCCCCUUCUGAGCAUCUUUAACAGAAAGAGGAAGUUUUCUGCUGUGCGUUUGCUCGCUGCCUCUCCAGAGCUCAGCCUGCACUGUGAGGGGAAGACUUCCGUGCUCAUCGAUGGACCUGUACCAGGAGGCUGUGCAUUAUCUGCAGUCACAGCAUGUACCAGUUGUAGCUGAUGCAGAGACAGACGUCCUGGAGGAGGAUGUGUUCCAGGAGGAGGCAGUGUCCGGUUACCUCUCGCCUCUCCUCUCGGAGAGCUUGGACUUCCCCGAUACCCCUACAUUCUGCAGUCCUGAAGACAUGUUGGAGAGGAGGCUCGUGGUCCUGAAAGGCAUCCUGGAGAGUGAGGAGGUUUAUCUCAGAGAGCUGGAGGCCCUGCUGAUGCCCAUGAAGGCGCUGUGGGCCUCAGCCGGGACCUCCCAGCCAGUUCUGUCCAGUCGGCAGGUCCAGACUGUUUUCUACCAGGUGCCUGAGAUCAGAGACAUGCACCAAAUUUUCCACUCUGGCCUGAAGGCCCGUCUGAGCGCUCACUGUCAGACCGAGCCCAGCCCUGGUGAGGAGAGAAAAAUGAGCCUCACAGGCUUUGAGCUCAUGGUGGGAGACCUGUUUCUGAAAAUGGUAAACCAGAUCGGCCUGUAUGGCGGUUUCAUUGCAAACUACGAGGAAGCUGUUGAUGUUGUUCGCAAGUGCACACACUCAGACCCUCGUUUCCGAACCCUGGCCGAGAGCAUGAUGUCUAACAAUGGCUCAGACAAAACACGCACCAAAUACACCUUUGAAGCUCUACUAUACAAGCCUUUGGACAGAGUAACCAAGACCACACUAGUGCUGCUUGACCUCUUGAAGACGACUCCAGAGGAUCACAGAGAUUACGCAGCCUUACAAGAAGCUCUGAGAUUGUCUCGCAGCUUCCUGUCUGGUAUCAACGAGAGUUCACAGUGCAAACGGGAGGUCACGCUCAGUCACGGCAUGAGACGUCAGCUGAUGCGUGACGGCUUUGUGGUGGAUGGGAGUGAAGGGGAACGCAGGCUGCGUCACCUCUUCCUUUACACCGACCUCCUGCUGUGCACCAGAUUCAAACAUGCAAGCAGAGGGAAGCAGGACCAGUAUAGGUUCUGCUGGUAUGUGCCUCUUGCUGGUCUCAAACUUCGCUGGGUUGCAGAGCAGGAACGUUCACCAGUUACACACCUUCGUAUACACACCAUCAGAACCAAGAUGUACCUACUCCGACAACAGCUACGGCAACAAGCAACAGGGUCCAGGCUCAUGGCUUUGUCAGCUCGUAGCAGGAAGAAACUGGAGCAACUUGAGCUGAUGCUGCUCACACACUCCCCUGUUUACAGACUGGAGCUGCACAGCCCCAGUGGCAAGAGUCACACUCUCCUCCUCUCCUCCCUGUAUGAACUUGAAGAAUGGAGAGAAGCCAUACACAAACUCACCACAGACAACAUCGAAACCGUCCCCCCAGACCUGCUCACCCUCACCAGCGCAUGUGUGAAACUGAGAAUGACCCAGCAGCCACCACUACACAGCACAAACGCUGUAGAGCACGAGCAGUCGUUGUGUGGGACUCUGAGUGUGGCGAUCCACUCUGCCUACGGCCUGCAGCAACCAGCCUGUGUGUAUGUGUGUGUGGAAGUGGAUGGCUAUGAGUUUUACGAUAAACAAGCCCAGACGCACUCUUCAGUCCACAGCUUCAACCCACACUGGGACCAGGAGCUGUCUUUCCAGGUGGAUGGGGCUCAGGACCUGAGGGUGCUCUGUGUGAGUCAGUCUGAUAGACAGGGUGAUACUGUCCUGGGCAAAGCUUCUAUAAAGUUGCUAUCUAAAAGCCUGAAUACGCGAUGGAGGAGACAGACUUUACAUCUUGGCCAGGUGGAGGUGACCCUCUCCCUGAAGUACUGUCCGCACCCGCUUGAACCACCGAGAUCUGUAGUCCAACAACAGCCUGUCUUCUGCGUCCCCAUCAAAACUGUGGCCCAACAGGAGGGAGUGCUUGUCCCCCAUGUGGUGCGCUGCUGCGUGGAGGAGGUGGAGAGGAGAGGCAUGGAGGAAGUGGGCAUCUACAGGAUUUCAGGAACCACCAGUGACAUCAACACGCUCAAGACGGCAUUCAACAGCAAUCUGCGUGAAGCAGUGACCAGGCUGAGGAGUGCUGAAGUAAACGCCGUCUCCGGUGUUCUCAAACUGUACUUCAGAGAGUUGCCUGAGCCUCUUAUACCCACAGAGCUGUUUCAGAGCCUCGCCAGGACGCUGG